This is a messenger RNA of Diabrotica virgifera virgifera (western corn rootworm), 9958 nucleotides long. Its product is annotated as zinc finger protein 888-like. Bases 89 to 1411 code for a protein of 440 amino acids. The record is from RefSeq and is a predicted model, not a curated record. Gene Ontology annotation, cellular component: nucleus. The transcript has 2 exons. Gene Ontology annotation, molecular function: zinc ion binding. Lineage: Eukaryota; Metazoa; Arthropoda; Insecta; Coleoptera; Chrysomelidae.
UUUUAUAUUUAACUAGGUUACGUUUUUUAUUAAAAGAAUUUCAAAGGAAAGCAAAAGGGAAAAUAUUUGUAUUAUAAUAUAAGAAAACAUGUCUGUAAUUUGUAUAAUAUGCCAUCAAAAAUUUGAAGAGAUAAUAACGAAUUCCUUUUUUAAUCCAGUCUACGAAGGGCUUAGUAUAUCUAGUAUAUUAAACUCUGUAUCAACACUACAGAUAGAAGAGAAUAACAAAGAGUCAAGCAAUAUUUGCCAAGAAUGUACAAGCGUAAUUAUAAGUUUCUACAAAUUAAUUAAGUCAUAUAAAAGUAGAGAAGCUGCGUUAAAUGAAGCAUCCAAACAAGAACAUUACUUUUUAGAGGAUCAAGACUAUGAUAAUUAUGUUGAAUGUGAAACAGAAUCUUACAAAGAAAACAGUGAUCACGAUGACAAUCAAAAAACAACACACACGGAAGAUUGGGCGGAAGAUCAAAUUCAGCAAGACCUAGAAUCAAAAUAUCCAAAGAUUAAAGAAGGUUCUCCUGAACCUGAAGAAAAUGUUAAACCAAAAUAUGAUGAAUUUGGCAAUCAGGAAAUAUCUUCUGUAAAAUACACUUGCAAUGAAUGUGGAGAUUCAUUUUUAUAUAAAGUAGGAUUUAGCUCACAUAUGGUUCAAAAACACAGUAUAUACAUCGAAAAUCACAUGUAUCCUCAAUACAGUACACAAAUAACAGUUAAAAUACCUGCUCCUAAGGGCAUUACUUUUGCAAGGAAGUACCAUAAUAAAAAGAAUAUUAGACUACUGACUGAAACGUUUCAAUGCCAAAUAUGUAAAGAGCAUUCGAAGUCAGCUGAUGAAUUAAAAGAACAUUAUAACACGCACAAGACUCAUAUUUGCGAACACUGCGGAGCAGCGUUCUUAAAACAUUCUUACCUAAGGGAACACCUUGUAGCUCAUACCACAGAAAGACGAUAUCCAUGCGAUAUCUGUGGGAAGAAAUUUAAGUAUAGAAACGGAUUAUCUGUUCACAGAAAUAUUCACGUAAACUUCAGGGGUUUUAUGUGUGAAACUUGUGGAAAAGGCUUUAAUGCUAGAAGUACUCUCAAAACACAUAUGAAGUUAAAGCAUACAAACGAAAGAAACUAUCCAUGUCCACAAUGUGAUUUAUCCUUUAAAGUCAAGUCUUGGUUGGAUAAACAUUAUUCAAGGAAACAUACUUUAAAUAGAACUAAAGAUUUCAUAUGUAACGUAUGUGGUAUGGCAUACUUAAAUAAAACAACUUUGACAAGACAUAUGUCAGAAAAGCAUACUGGUACACCUGUAAGACAUUAUUGUACAAUUUGUGAGAAAAGUUAUAGUAUGAAAAACAAAUUAAGUUUACACCAACAGAAAAAACACGGAAUUAUUUUAAAUACCCCAUCCCAAGUUUUAUUAUAACAUAUUUAAUUAGUAAGUUUUAUCUGGACUUAUAAUGUGGCUAAAAUAAAUUGAACCGUGAGAUGUGUAAUAACUUUUAGAGAGUGAAUGCAUAAUGUGCUUCAUUGAUCAAUGUUGCAGCAACUUAAUAAAAAAGUUUAAACUUUGAUAUAAACAUCCAGCCAAAUUUAAAGGAAAGCAGGUAUAUUUUUUGAUAUUUAUUUGUCUUAUUAAGUUCAUUCCUUUAACAUUUUCACUGAGGUUAUAAUAUAGGAAUGUAGACCUGUGAGGAAAUAUUUUUUUAUAUAUUGCUGCUUCGCAAGAACGUAGGCUUAAGGAAAAUUUUGACGUAAUGGACUUAUUAAUGCAGAUAUACUAAAAAUAAAAGUAUCUAUCACGUGAAUAAAGACCUAUUAUGUUAAUAAUAAUAGUCGCUAAGAGAUGGCACCAAGUGUCUGUAUUUGUUUGGCACGAAAGUAGUCAAGUACUUAAGAUUUUCGUAUGAAUACAGUCCGAAGUUAAUUACUCCGCAGACUGUGAAGCAAUUUGUGUGUUUACUUCUCGUCGAGGACGACCAUUCUUAUAUUUACGAUUAGUUUUUGUAAAAAUUUUCUCUAAAAUAAUGACCCUUUUUGGGUUUAGAUCAGUGUUUUAAAGUUGAAGUAAAUGUUUCUCAGGAAAAAAGACCCAAUUCAAAUAGGGUUAACAAAAUGAUAAAAUUUAAAUAUUUUAACACUUCAUAAAUUUAUCUAGUUACGCUUUUUCUCAUGAGGAUCUUUCAGUGCGUCUCAGUUUUUCGAUUUCUUUCUAACGCAUUAAAUUGCAUGUGACAGAAAGAAACGCCCGUUGGUGAUUACAUUUUGUUGGUGACAUUUAUAACAUUUAUUCUAGUUGUCAAUAGAUGUCACUAUAAUCGAAAAAAAAAAUUUACGAAUUAUAUAAUCUAUCUACGAAUAUAAUCUGUACAAUUUAUAAGACUAUACAAAUCAAAGAAAAUACCAUUUUAUAAAUGCAAUCAACAUAAUUGAUUUGUUUUUAGGCCAAAUUCUAAAUAAAAUGUGACAACUGUCAGAUUUAACUAAAAUGUCAUGUCACUAAAAUGUAUAUUAUCACGGACUUACCUUUUCUUCUAUCAUUUGUGACGCACUGAAAAAUGCUCAUGAAAAGAAGCAUGUCACAGUGUAUAUUUAGAUAUAUUUCUAACAAAAUUGUAUAGGUAAUUCUUUUAAAGUAAUGACUUAUUCGGAGUUAUGCCCAUAAUCAUAUCUAUAAAAUUUUAAAAUGCCUCUCUAAAAUCGUCUUUUUUGACUUGAGCCUACAUUCUUGCGAAGAGGCGAUAUAUUCAAAUAUGAUUGAUGAAUUAUGUGAAGGAAAUCGGUUGAAAAUCUGCUGCUGAUAAUCACUUUACUUACUUUUUGUUAGACGCGAAUUCGCAUCCUCUACACAUUUUUGGAAACUUUGUAUAAACUACGGAAAGCACGAAUCCACGUCCCAAUAACAAUUAAUAAAAACUAAUUAUGCUUCACCGAAAUUAUUUUGUGGCUCAGAAAAUAUUUUGUCAUAUAUAAAAAAUAAUACUAAAAAAAAUAUGCAAAUUUAUUUUUUUAUUAGAAAAGGUUACAAAAAAAAACAGAAAUUUAUAUCAUAUGAUAUAAAAAAAGUAAGUAAUAAGUAAAAUUACGAAAAUUAAAAUUUUCUUUAUGAUACUCAACAAAACAUGCACCCAUACGGGGUGGUCUGGACAAGAAAGGCAGUGAAACAAAGUGUCUUUUCUUUGAGAUCAUUUAUUUACGAAAAUAGACAACGGACGGUUCCCCUUGAUAAAAUAGACCUUUCUGCAUGUGCGAAGUUAGUUUUGUGCCAUUCUAAAAACUGCAGAACAUAUAGUUUAUAUUUGAAGUUACGUUUACAUAGGACGCGAUAUCGCGCUUUCCGCAGUGAAAGGGUUAAUACAUGUUAUGUUCUUUUAAGGCUGUCUAAAUACAAAAAAUAAAAAUGGUGACUUUUUAACCACUUAAUGCAUUAUCCUGUGUCUGACAGGUAAAGUCUUGCUGGAAAAUUCAGGACUUACCUGUGUCAGUUGCUAGUACAGAGCUAUUCAAAUGUUCUAUGGCUGUUUUUGACUGUUCAUAACGAAUUUAUUUUUAAUUCUACUUUAGUCUAUUUUCGUUUCUGUCAGGUAAUAGGUGGUUCUUGUGUUAUAUUUGCAGUGUUUACAGUUCAUAUUACAGAACAAAAUAUUUUUGAACUAAAUUUUACAACUUUACCAUCAGAAAUACAUGGUAAGCUAAUAUAAUAUAUACAGUGCGGUGGAAUAAGUGUUGCCCCCCUGUUAACUUGUUUAUUUUAAGAAUAUAAGCAAAACGCUUGGAGAGGUCGAUUUUUAAACUAAUCAUAGUAUAUCAUAGCAUCAACGUUUCGAACUUUACGCGAUCCCUCUUCAGGUGACAGGCAUAACUUUGAUUUUUUUAAAUGGUAAAGUACAUCAUGUGACACCUCAUUUAACAGCUUUUAAAAUACUGAUUUCAAAAAUGUAUAAUACUUUAAUCCUUUUUGAGAUCUCAGGCCCAAAAUUUUGGUGGAACUCUUUUUAAACGCAUUUAUUUUUUUCGAAUUCUGAGAAAACUAAUAAGUAUUUUUGAAAAAUUUAAACGCAGAAUGAAAGAUUAGAUUAUUAUCGAGGGCUGACAGUCCCUUAGAAUAAACAAAAUGUUUCUUUUGAAUGAUAUAUUUGAAAUUAAAGAUCACACUAAAUUUUCUCUUUUUUCCACCACUGUGACUUAUUAAAAUAAACAUUAUAGGAGUUCUCGGGGACUUUGGACCAUCGAGAAUAAUGUAAUAUUUCAUUCUGCGUUUAAAUUUUUCAAAAAUAUUUAUUAGUUUUUUCAGGAUUCGAAAAAAAUGAUUGCAUUUAGAAAGAAUUCGACCGAAAUUUUGCGCCUACGCUCUCAAACAGGAUUAAAGUAUUAUACAUUUUUGAACUCAGUAUUUUAAGAGCUUUUAAGUGAGGUGUCACAUGAUGUACUUUCCCAUUUAAAAAAAUCAAAGUUAUGGCUGUCACCUGAAGAGGGAUCGCGUAAAAUUCAAAACGUUGAUGCUAUAAUAUACUAUGGUUAGUUUAAAAAUCGACCUGUCCGAGCAUUUUGCUUAUAUUCUUAAAAUAAACAAGUUAACAGGGGGGGGGGCAACACUUAUUCCACCGCACUGUAUAUAUCGCCAAAUUGUUGGAAUUAUACAGUGCUAGUCAAAAGUCCGUACCCCCCUCGUAUCUUUUGAACGGUUAUACUUAUAAUAGUGAAAUUUGGAGGGAGGAAAUAAACGGAUGUAGGCUUCUUAACUAGUCAUGACAGGUGACGUAAUAGUGACAGAUGACUUUACAGCGCCACUGUGACAGAAAUUUUUAAAUGGUACCUUAUGGCAAGUGAUACCUCGUUUGAAAGAUAUUCAAAAUACCUAUUCAGUCAUACUCAUUUUUUUGGAUAUAAAUUAAUUUUGAUUUUGGUGAAUAAAUGAAAUAAAUACAAAAUUGUAGUUUCGCAUUUAAUUAAUAAAAAUUCAAAUGUCCGCCUAUGGUUUUUUUGUCAAAAAAGUUCACGUUUUUCAGUUCUCUAAUAGUUUUUACGUCAACGGCAACCCUUUUGACAAGUAAUCAUAGGCGGAGGUUUGAAUUUUUAUUAAUUAAAUGCGAAACUACAAUUUUGUUAUAUUUCAUUUAUUCAUCAAAAUUAGCUUAAACUCAAACAAAAUUAGCAUGACUGAAUAGGCAUUUUCAAUACCUUUCAAACGAGGUACCACUUGCCAUAAGGUCCCAUUUAAAAUUAUCUGUCAUGGUGGCGCUGCAACGUCAUCUGUCACUAUUACGUCACCUGUCAUGACUAGUUAAGACGCCUACAUCCGUUUAUUUCCUCCCUCCAAAUUUCACUAUUAUAAGUAUAACCGUUCAAAAGAUACGAGGGGGGGUACGGACUUUUGACUAGCACUGUAUAUUUAUUUUAGUAAAACGGCUUUAGAAUGAAUAACAGUGAUAUCAUCAUCAUCAUCAUCAACCCGUACGCGUCCACUGCUGAACAUAGGUCUCCCUCAGCUCUUUCCAUCUUUCUCUGUUUUGUGCGGCUUGCAUCCAGUUGCCGACAAUACGCUUCAGAUCGUCAGUCCAUCUGGUUGGUGGUCGUCCUCUGCUCCGUAGUGCUUCUUCUCGUGGCCUCCACUCGACAAUACGGCUGACAAUCUGGCGACGUGUCUUGCCCAAUUCCACUUGAGCGACGCGAUUCUUUCCGCUGUUUUUGUUCUACGACGUAUUUCUUCGUUUGGGAUUCGGUCCCUCAGGGAGACACCCAACGUCUGGCGCUCCAUAGCCGUCUGAGUUAUGCGAAUCUUGUUCACUACCUUUUUUGUGAGUGUUAAUGUUUCCGCUCCAUAAGUGAGUACAGGCAAUACACACUGGUCAAAGAUUUUAAUUUUCAGGCAUAUGAGUAAGUCCGAUUUAAAUACAUAGCUCAGUUUACCAAACGCUGCCCAGGCUAAUCCUAUGCGACGUGGGAGCUCGCAAGUCUGGUUAUCUCUUCCCAACCGAAUUUCAUGUCCCAAGUACUUAUAAGAUGCAGUCUGCUCAAUAUCCAUUCCAUCAACAACAAUAUUACGAUUUAGCACCAGAUUAGUCAUUAUUUGCGUCUUGUUGAUGUUAAUCUUUAGUCCGACCUCUAAGGAAGCGUGAUAUAACUUGUUCAACAUUAUUAUUGCAUCAUACAUACGAUCGGCUAUAAGGACGAUGUCAUCUGCGAAUCUCAAAUGACUGAGCUUCUCUCCAUUUAUGUUGAUACCAUAUUCGUUCAGAUUUGCCGUCUUAAAACUGUGUUCUAAAAGGGUUGUGAACAGCUUUGGUGAGAUGGUGUCUCCUUGCCGUACUCCUCGCUGUAUACAGAAUUUAUUUGUUUGUUGAUCAGAUAGUCUCACGCUAGCCGUUGCGUUGUGGUAGAUAUAUUUUAUCAUGUGUUAGUGUAGCGAUGGUCUAUUCGGCAUUCUGUCAAUGCUUUUAACAUAUUCUGCUGAUUUAUGGUAUCGAACGCUUUCUCGUAGUCCACGAAUAUCAGUGCCAAUGGUUUGUUGUAUUCCGCAGACUUAGAGAACAGUGAUAUCAAGGUUUCUGAUUUGGAAUAUACUAACAUAGCUGAAAGUGGAUCUGAAGUAAUUGAAAAUACCUAUAGAGCGUUUCACGUUAAGAAUAGAACAUUGCAGAGAUAGCCCCAUGUAUUUCUUAUGAACGAUAGAAGCGCGCCGAUGCCACGCCGUACUGACUAGAAUGAAUCGUAUAUCGGCAGUCGAGUAUCCACCCGUACGUGAGAUGUUUGGCAAUACUGAUCUCCGUAAGCGUAAUGUUCUAUUCUUAACGUGAAACAAAGUACCUAUAGUUAUAUUAGAUCUGUAAAUGGCAGUGAUGAUGAAACCAAUUGGGAAUUCUCAAGAACUUGACAAGUGUCUAUAAGUGUUCCCAAUCCAAUAGCCUAUUGAAGCAGAAACGCAACCCCAUCCACCACGUGUGUUUCUUUUUACUAGGACUACAGGAUGUAAUUUUGCAACACCCGACGAUGCAGAUAUGGUUUUGAAAUAUAUUAUCAAUCAUUUAUUGAUGAUUUUAUAAUAAAUUUAAUCGUUACUGAAAGUAACUGAUUUACUAAACAACAGACAGGGUCAUCAGUAAGAAGUUGUAAACCAAUAACAACUGUGGAAAUGCAUGUGUACCUUGCGAUGAAAAUUAUACUAGGCAUUAUGAAAAAACCAGAAGAAAGGAUGUAUUGGUCAAAAUCAGAGAUGUUUCAGAUGCCUGUCUUUCCCAAACUACUAAGUUAUCGGAUUUGCUAUACUAGGUUAUAUUGAUAUUGUGAUAUUCAUUUUGUGCAACGAAAGAUACAAUCUUGACACCUUAAACUAAAUAAGAUCUGGCCUGUGUUUGACAAUCUGCAUAAAAAGUUGAGUUCUCUUUAUAGGUACUCCUGUGUUGUGUGUAAAAUUACUAUUGAUGAAAGUUUGAUGAUGUACAAAGGUCAUCUAGGCUGGGUUCAAUACAUCCUAUUGAAAAGAGCUAGAUUUGGUCUAAAAAUAUACCUCUUAUGUGAGUCUAAAUCUGUCUAAAUAUUUCCUUUAACAUAGAUUGUUUCGUCAUUCGUCUUCAAUCUUUUUCUUACUGACAAUUACGAUUUUUGUUUUUUUUUAUGUUCAGAGACAUUCCAUGUCCCUUUAAGUAAUGUGUAGUGCAAUCAACUAAAAUUUGCAGCACUAUCGAAGAAAAAAUAAUGAACUUAAUUGAAUAGUGAAACGCUGUUUCAAAAGUAACAAAACACAAAAACUUAUCUUUAUAAUAUGUUGAGUUCUAUUUUGACAUUAAUUAAAUUAAUUAAAAUCUACAAACGAAACAAUAAUAUUACGAUAUGGUAGUCUUGAUUUACUAAACACAAUCUGCAAAAUUCGUUUCAUUUCAACAUUUAAUUAUACUCCUUAAAUUUGCUGGUAUGUGUUUCAAAGUUGCAGAACAUUUAAAAUUAUUAUUGCAGGUACCUAAUUAAAACGAGGAAUCAUCCAAUUUAUCACUCAAAUUAAUAAAAAAUGUGUUAAAAUUGCAGAAUAUUUAAAAUUAUUAUUGCUUUUAGGUAUGUAGUUAAAACCAGGGAUCAUCCAAUUUAUCAUCAAAUUAACAAAAAAUGUGUAUUUACAAUUAACUGUGACUUAAACAACAAAUUAAAAUUUUCUGAAAAACAAGUGAAGAUAGCAGUCAAUUUGAGUCAAUUUUUGACUUUGCGUCAAUUAUUGUAGUACAGUGGAACCCCGAUAAGUCGGCCCCCGAUAACCCGGAAGUCCGGCUAACCCGGACCGAUUUUCAUCAGACAAAAAUUUAACAAAUAAACAAUUUAACAAUUUUAUCAAAUAAAAAUGUAUGUAGGUCAAAUAAUAUUUGAGAGAUAAUGUGUAUUUGUGUAAUUUGAACACAUAUAAGUAUGUACAACAGUAAAAAUGAUUCAUGCACACGGCGGCAGGCAGAGCGACCGUCUCAGCUUAUCGGAAAGAACAGGCACCUGUCUGUAUUCCUUUUCCGUUAUUUAUGUCAAACUGUCUUAGCAUUGUUUAAAAUAGACGUGACUAUUUAAAAAUUCUUUUUUAAAACAAUGGCCUUAGUCUGUUCUUAAAUAACAACAUUGUUUUAAUCACUUCCGUUCUGUAAUCGUGCUUCAGAUUGUGUUUGCCUGAUUUUUGUCUACGUAAUGGUAACAAAACUGUAAUGUUAACAAAACGUAAAAAUGUUGUGACAAUGGAAAAGAAACUAGAAACAUUAGGUAGGAUUGAUAAAGGCGAAUUUUUAAAAUAAAUUUAUUGCAGCAUCAUAAUAUGAUAUUAUGAUACCAUAGGUCUGGAUCCCGCGUAUGAAAAAAAGUUCAUUAAUAGCAAGCUAAAAAUUUGUUAAUAGCUUAAGGGUGUCUAGUCGGAUAAACUUUGAUAUAUGAGAACACUGGAACAGGGGCAGUUUUAAUUGUGGAACAGGUAAAAAAUCUGGAACGGUCAGAACACGAAAAUGGCACAUUUGUUUUGUCCGACAGAACAGACAUAAACUCUCCGAACAGAGAUUAAACUCUCAUGCAAAAAUCAGACUGCUAUUUAUCACCUGUCAUAAUUCCUGUCAUUUGACAUAUUCUACAUGUUCCACUCAUUAAAACGCCAAUUUGGUGAUAAAUAGCAGUCUGAUUUUUGCAUGAGAGUUUAAUCUCUGUUCGGAGAGUUUAAGUCUGUUCUGUCGGACAAAAUACAUGUGCCGUUUUCGUGGUCUGACCGUUCCAAAUUUUUAGCCUGUUCCACAGUUAAAACUUCCCCUGUUCCAGUGUUCCCAUAUAUUAAUGUUUGUCCGACUAGACACCCUUAAGCUAAUAACAAAUUUUCAGCUUGCUAUUUAUCAACUUUUUUUUCGUACGCGGGAUCCAGACCUACCAUAUUAUGGUGUCGGUACAUCUCUACAGUAUGACUGAGUUUUUUACCAAGAAAUGAACAAAACUCUACACUCUAUACAACUAUACGUAAUUUAGAUGUGUACUGUGCAUAUGUGUUUCAUGUUUUUGUAAUUAUAAUGGAGGUUAUUUAUUAAUUUUUACUAUAUUCUCCGGCUAACCCGGAUUUUCGAUAACCCGGAUCGGCCGCGGUCCCGAUUAAUCCGGGUUAUCGAGGUUCCACUGUAUUUGUGGUAUAAAAUUGUGUGUAUAAAAUUUUAUGAGUUUGUAAGGUUUUACAGUUAAGUUUUGAAUCCAUCUUUUGAAUAUCUACUUCUUAUUGGAUUUGGUAAUAUCCCUCUCUCCUAUCUCACUAUACUUACACAAAGUGAAUCUCUUAAAAAAAUUUGAUAAAUGAGCUCUGAGCUUCAUUUACAAUUUCGUCUUUAAGCUAUUGCGCAUCUCUACCUCGCGUAACUCGAUUUAUGUUAGCCAGGUAGUAAUUCAAUUUAAAAUUUUAAAUCUUCCUGUAUAUAUAUUAUAUUAUUGAUUGUUUUAUAUUUAUAAUACAUAAUUUGUAAAUAAAUAUUUAUUGUAUCUA